Molecule: messenger RNA, 5031 nt
Organism: Oncorhynchus mykiss (rainbow trout)
Lineage: Eukaryota; Metazoa; Chordata; Actinopteri; Salmoniformes; Salmonidae
Product: sodium- and chloride-dependent GABA transporter 2
Biological process (GO): sodium ion transmembrane transport; nitrogen compound transport; amino acid transport
Cellular component (GO): cell projection; plasma membrane
Molecular function (GO): gamma-aminobutyric acid:sodium:chloride symporter activity
Source: RefSeq, a predicted model, not a curated record
UGUGUUAUUCUGUGUAGCUCUGCUGAAACAUCAGUCUCUCUCAACCCAGCUGAGAGGAUCACAGUCCUGCAGGCAUUCUUUUGGACACUAAAAGUGCAGCUCUCAUUCAAAUAUCUGGAUCCCGUGCAAGCAAAUUAAUGACUUGUCAGCCCUCAUGUUUUUGCGUCCCCCUUCAGGCAGAAGCAGCUGGAAUCUUGACAGUGCUGUUAUCCAUAAAAGCUCCAGCAGCAGCAGACAAUUGCACCAACCACUGACCUCCAGGCAGGAACUCAACAGACUCGACCAGCAGUACUCGCCUUCGAACCCUCUCUCUUUCACUCACUGCAGGAUGGCAGGUCCUCUCUUGGCAGGCAGGCAUGAGACUCUCCCCGGGCCGAUGCAGGUUGCCCAACAGAGGGUCAAUGAACGAGGCCAGUGGAAGAACAAAUUUGAGUUUAUUCUAACUGUGGCUGGCGCAAUUGUUGGACUUGGAAAUAUAUGGAGAUUUCCCUAUCUUUGUUACAAGAACGGUGGGGGUGCGUUCUUCAUCCCGUACAUCCUGUACCUGGUGACCUGUGGCAUCCCUCUGUUCAUCCUGGAGACGGCUCUGGGACAGUACACCAGCCAGGGGGGCAUCACCUGCUGGAGGAAAAUCUGCCCGCUGUUUGAGGGAAUGGGCUAUGCCGCCCAGGUGAUCACUAUAUAUGGAUGUAUGACCUACAUAGUGAUUCUGGUGUGGGCUUUCCUCUACCUGUUCUCAUCCUUCACUGCUGACCUGCCAUGGGCUAACUGCAACAAUGCUUGGAACACAGAUUUUUGUGUGACAUUUGGCACCAAGAAUGCCAGCACCAAUUGGACUGUUCCACUCCUGAAUGUGUCAUCUUCCGUUGUGGAGUUUUGGCAUCGGCGAGUGCUGAGAAUGUCAGAUGGAAUUGAGUCAUUGGGAGGCAUUAGAUGGGAGCUGGCUCUGUGUCUUCUGCUGUCCUGGGCCAUCUGCUACUUCUGUAUCUGGAAAGGAGUUAGGUCUACAGGGAAGGCAGCCUACUUCACGGCCACCUUCCCCUAUGUAAUGCUAGCGGUGCUAUUUGUCCGAGGAGUGACCCUUCCAGGAGCUAAAGAUGGCAUAUUCUACUACUUGUAUCCCAAUGUUACACGCCUAGCUGAUCCACAGGUUUGGAUGGAUGCAGGAACCCAGAUAUUCUAUUCUUACGCCAUAUGCCUGGGCUACCUGACCUCUCUUGGAAGCUACAACAAAUACAACAACAACUGCUACAAAGAUUCCUUCUACCUGUGCUUGUUGAACAGUGGGACCAGCUUUGUGUCUGGUUUCGCCAUUUUCUCCAUACUGGGUUAUAUGGCUGGAGAACAGGGUGUGGACAUCUCUGUGGUUGCUGAGUCAGGUCCUGGCCUGGUCUUCAUAGUGUACCCUCAGGCAGUGUCCCUGCUCCCCUGCCCUCAGUUCUGGGCUAUCUGCUUCUUCACCAUGAUCAUCCUGUUGGGAGUUGAUAGUCAGUUUGUCGCCCUUGAGAGCCUUAUGACCUCGGUAACGGACUUCAAUCCCAACCUCAUCAGAAAGGGCUACCGGAGGGAGCUUCUGCUGCUGCUCAUCUGCUGCUGCUGCUACCUGGUCGGUCUCAUCAUGAUCACAGAGGGUGGCCUCUACAUCAUCCAGCUGUUUGAUCAUUAUGUGUGCAGUGGUGCCACUCUGCUGCUCCUCUCCAUAUGCCAGUCACUCAGUAUUGGAUGGAUAUAUGGUGCUGAACGCUUCUGUGACAACAUUGAGGAUAUGAUUGGCUACAGGCCCUCCUCCCUGCUGAAGUACUGUUGGCUCUACAUUACUCCAACUAUUGGCACCGUAACCUUUGUAUUCUCGCUGCUGAAGUACAGCCCUCUGAAGUUCAACAACACCUAUGUGUACCCGUGGUGGGCCUAUGGGCUAGGCUGGAUCCUGGCUAUGUCCUCCCUCUCUCUCAUCCCCAUCACCAUGGUCUACAAACUGUACCAGGCCAAAGGGACUUUCUGGCAGCGCCUCCAGGCAGUCUGUCGGCCAGCAGAAGACCUUCCUAUGAUGAAGAAGGAGAUGGCAGGUCUCUUUGCUCUGGACCGUGUUACUGAAGAUGAGAAGACCUACAACAAUAAUCUAUAGACUGACUGUUCUGCUAUUACUUUUCAGGCCGGUUUCCCAGACCGAGAUUAAGCCUAGUCCUGGACCAAAUAUUAUUUACCAUGCUUUUUAGUCCAGGACUAGGCUUAAUCUGUGUCUGGGAAACCGUCCCUUUUUUUCUAUUAUACUCUAUUUUUGUAACUUUUUUUAGUAAGGGUUUUGGUUUUUGUGGGUUUAAUAUAGUUAAUAUAGUUUAAUAUAAUAUAGUUGAAGCUGGUCAGAGUUGUGCUUGAGGUAUUGGUAUUGUGUUUGGAUUGCAGUAUAGUUCAUAUUUUUGUAUUUUGUAUUAACUGAACAUUUGUAGCAUAAUGUGUAAAAUCAUUGCAAAAUAUUUUUCUUAUAUGAUUCAAAUAAUUAGUUGUAGACCAUUCAUAAAUAAGAUACACCUAGAUCACCUAAACAUUUUUGAUCAGUUUCCCAGACUAAGCCUCCUCCUAUGCUAAAAAGCACUUUCAAUGGCGAAUCUUCAUUGAGCAUGCUUUUUAGUCCAAGUCUAGGCUUAAUCUGUAUGUAUACACUCUGUAUACAAUAGGUAAUCAAUCCAAGACAUUGACAUUAUUACACCCUGUACUUUACUGACUUUAUUGUCCCCAUGGGGAAAUUUUGUUGCAGUGUCAUGUACACUUUAAUGAACUCUUUGUAAUGAACUAUUCUUAUUUGAAGAACCAAAAUGACCAGCCUCAGGAUCGAAUUAUAAACAAUAGUGUAUUAAACCCCUGUGCACAAGGUCACGAAAAGAUAAUGCAUUGCAGUCUACUGGUAAACUCCAAAGCCAUUUCUGAUGUCUUUAUGGCCGUGUCUAGACUUGACAGUUCGUGCAGCUACAUACACCUACAUUUUAAUUGUCUACCGUGUCCACUGCGUGUCCAGAUUCCCUUUUCCCCCGCUAUAUUCUAAUGUCAGUAUGCAUUCUACAAAUGGUGGAAGAGGCAAAAUAUGUCAAGAACAACCACUGAUGGCAGUAGCUAACUAGCCAGCUAACCUCUGUAGCUAGCAAGCAACGCUAAAUGGAUUGAAAACUGGUUAGCAUAACACUAGCCUAUAAAAAAAAAAGUAUUUUUCUAAAUAUUAGCUAGCUGGCUAGCAUUUGAGUCCAGCAAACACGUUCCUCAUUCUAGGAAUUUAUUUCCUCCAACGUUAUAAUGAAAAGGUGCCUCUUUCCCAAAACGCAAGUUUUAUGGAGACUUGUGGGAGGAGUGCUGAUGACGUUGCCCACUGUAUGUGCUUUCGGUAGCCUUAUUGCAGAGGAGAAAUCCGCAGACAAUGCAUCCCUGACCACCUAAAGUGGUCAGACACAUCUGAACACAAUCAGACCACAAAGCGACUUUUGUGCGUCUAAACCCAUCUUUUCAAUGCUAUCUUCGUAUUCUGAUAGAAGUCAAGUGUAGACACAACCUAUCUUGGUAAACUGUUGGUCUUGCGAUAAAAUACGCUGCUGUGGAAGAUUUGUAUGUAUUUUUUUGAAAAUCAACAAGUACACCUUAGACAUUGUGUAUAUACAGUGUACAAAACAUUAGGAACACCUUCCUAAUAUUGAGUUGCACCCCUUUUGCCCUAAGAACAGGUGCAAGUUUUUGGGGCGUGGACUCUACAAGGUGUUGAAAGCGUUCCACAGGAAUGCUGGCCCAUAUUGACUCCAAAGCUUCCUACAGUUGUUAAGUUGGCUGGAUGUCCUUUGUAUGGUUGACCAUUCUUGAUACACAAGGGAAACUGUUGAGUGUGAAAAAUCCAGCAGCGUUGCAGUUCUUGACACACUCAAACCGGUGUGCCUGGCACCUACUACCAUACCCGCAAAUCUAUGUGAACUUUCCUCCACAUCUAAAUGUGAUGAGUUUGAGGCAUAUUUCAGAGAGAAAACAUUAGGCUGGGUAUCAGUCAAGCAAGACCUGAUGAGAAGUGUAUGUGCCCAGGCCUACCACACAAAGACACUACGCAUGUAUUUUCUCUGGUUGACACUGACUUGCUCAAGAAAGUGAUAUCACAAUUUAAGCCUUCUACCUGCCUUCUGAAUCCUAUCCCCACCACCUUCUUCAAAACAGUUUUUAAUUGCAUAUCUGAAGAAGUGCACGCUAUUGUUAAUCAAGUGAUUAACAUGUUCAGAGACACUUUCCCUAAUGCACUAAAAACUGUUAUGGUGAAACCCCUUCUGAAGGAAAGUAAUCUAGAAUCUUCAGCUCUUAACAAUUUUCAGCCAAUCUCCAAUCUAAAAUUAAGGAGAAAUGGGUUUUCAAACAGCUAAAUUAUUUUUUGUGAGUGCCAACUGUAUUUUUGAAAAACUCCAAUCUGGUUUUCAUGCCCAUCACAGCACAGAGACCGCCUUAGUUAAAGUGGUAAAUGAGCUUAGAGCCAACACGGAUGCCAAACAGCUCACUGUCCUUGUACUCUUGGAUUUAAGGGCUGCAUUAGACACUGUUGUCCACCCUGAUGUCCUGGACAGUCAUUCAGUUUUUAUUUUUCUUAUUUUUUUUUAUCCUCAUGUUUGUGUACUAAAUAUUUAAGUUCUUAUUUUCAUUGUUUGAAUUUUUUUCCUGUGAAUCACUUUGCAUUCCAUGUCUGAAAUGUGCUGUAUAAAUAAAUGUGAUACUUCGUACUUUGUUCAAUUCACCAUCUGAAUGGCACACCUACAAUCCAUGUCUCAAUUGUCUCAAGGCAUAAAAAUCCUUCUUUAACCUGUCUCUUCCCCUUCAUCUACACUGAUUGAAGUCAAUUUAACAUGUGACAUCACUGGCCUGGAUUCACCUGGUCAGUCUGUCAUGGAAAGAGCAGGUGUUCCUAAUGUUUUGUACACUCAGUGUAUCUACUAUCAAUGUGGAAAUGUACUAUUUUAACUAAUACUGUUUUUUAUGAUUUGUAUGAACCUUUAUGUAAUAAAACACUUUAAAACAUAA